AUGAGAGGCCAACUUGUCAUCGUUGUGGUCACCUGCUGUCUGCUGUUUGUCUCAGCUGAUUGGCUAACACGAGAUGUGUCAUGGGUUGUUGGUUAUUCCGGGACAACAGGUCCCGGCAACGCCCUGGACGGAAACACCUACAGCUACUGGAAUCCUUCCGGAGUUCCUCAGUAUUACAACCAAUGGAACUUCGUGCUUGAUCUCACCGCACGCUACACACUCUCCCGUAUCGGAAUCAGCCAUAUUGGAGACACCACGCACGACAUCAAGGAUUUCAGCCUCCAGAAGUCGUUGACCGGAGACCCGACGUACGUCUGGGUAGACGUCACGACCGUCACUGACGUGGAAGCGGGAACCGACGCAAGACAGGAGUACGGCGGCUUCCGGGCCACGGCGCGGUACUGGCGACUCCUCAUCUCCCGCACAUGGUCAGGGUAUCAGCCGUGGGUUCGGGAAGUGGAGCUGUACGGAGUCAGAGAGAAAGUCAAUUGCGACCUUGGAUACUUCCGCUGUGGAGAAGGAUAUUCUUGUAUCCUGUCAUGGAAGCGCUGUGAUGGAACCGCAGACUGUUCGGACAAGAGUGACGAGGAAAAUUGUGGUUGCUUCCACAUCCCGGAGAUUUUCCAGCUCGGCAGCAGACUCACAAUGUUACCAAAUCCACUGAACCAGACGACAUUCGAUGAUAUACAGAAUUCCUCUGUCGUGGAACUUCUCCACAAUUCCAACAGCGUCCAGGGAGAACACCAUCCGCAGUUACGAGAAUUCCUGUCUAUCGCCAUUUUCCCACGAUGCAACGUUCCUGAAGAAGACAUGUCCCAGUGUUCUUUGCGCCCGCCUUCAAACACCACGACCUCAUGUGUUGGUACACAACUUCUGCCGUGCCGCUCUUGGUGUGAGGAAGUGUUCAGUAUGACUAUGAGUGAUGAUCUGAUGAGGGACCUGCUGCCGCCAUGUGAUGUGUUCCCGUCAUCACAGCACGGCUGUUGGAACCCGGAACCAGAUGUUAUCGGCACGGAAGUCUGCUACCACGGCAUUGGCAUGAACUACCUUGGAACAUGGAGUAAAACGGCGUCCGGGGCAGCUUGCCUUCAGUGGUCAGCUGGGCAAGCGGAUUACUACACGGCCGAGUACCCCUGGGCUAACCUGGACAGGAACUACUGCCGCAACCCGACCGGAAUCCAACGGCCAUUUUGUUUGACUGGAGACGGUAGCCAGGAGGAAUGUGACGUCAUUCCGUGCAAUUUUGUUGGCUGUUGGGACAGAGGUCCUCCAAACUACGGCAAGAGAACUCCCAGUAAGAGGUUCUACUUCUUAGAAGAGAAGGUCACGUACACGUGCAACGAUGGCUACACGCCUGAGUACGGCUCCCCGAGAGAAGCGACUUGCCUUGAAGGAGGAACCUGGGAAUAUGACAAGCCCGUUUGCCUAGUCAACCAGAAGCAAAAGCUGCGAAAGGAGCUGCUAGAGGCCUACAGUGCUGGUCUGGCGCCUGAAAAUGUUACCAUCAACUUCACGGGGGAUGUGGAGGAAAUCGUCGACUUGGAUGAAAAGAAGGAGCGGCUUAUCGCCUCUAUGAUCAUCAUCCUCUCAUGGCACGACAGUCGACUGAAAUGGAACCCGCGGCACUACGGUGGUGUCCAGACGCUCAGUGUCCCUGGUGACGAUAUUUGGACUCCAUCAUUUACCCUGAAGAGGAAUGCUAAUCGCCUCCGCCAAGGCCUACCAAAGGACAUACCGAUCCGCAUCAGCAGCAGCGGCCUGGUGCAGUGGAGAGUGGAAACCCUGACCACAACCGUGUGUGAUGCUGACCCCUUCUACUUCCCUGCAGACACCAUGGAUUGUCACAUCUGCUUUUCUGCAGCGUCAGCGAUCGAACAAACCAUUCAAUGCCACGGGGAAAGCUCGCCAUCAGAUGCACACAAGGAAAGCCAUCCCUGUGGCUCUUACUCCCCUGCAAUACCGGAGGGAGAAUGGUAUCGAAGGGAUAAGAUCUUCACUAAAGACAAGAAGGAAGCGUGCUUUGCUCUACAACUGUCCAGGAUUCCCACGUUCCACAUCGCCACCACUGUUGGACCCUGCAUCAUCCUGAUUGUGCUGAUGACCAUCACCUUCAUCAUGCCUAUGGACAAGGGAGACCGGAUCUCCUUUGGAGUGACCAUUCAGCUCUCUAUGGUCGUCUCUCUAGUGUUUGUUACAGACGUUAUUCCAGUCAAGGGGGCUCUGCCAUUUUUUGCCACGCUGAUUAUCGUGUGCAUGGGCCUGAUGGGGCUCUUCCUCUUCUUCACCAUCGCCAUCAUCUUUGUUCACGACAAGAAGGGACAAAUGUCUGCAAUGGCGAGAAGUUUUCUUCUCCGUUACAUGGCAAGGUUUCUACUUUUGGGAGACCUCACAGAGGAGCGUACAUAUAUCCACUCUGCCAUAGAGCUGAUCAACUACUCCUCCAACACUGAUGCAAAAGUGUCCGAAGGGGAGAGUACCUCUGAAAUGUGGUACUCUACAAGCAGCAAAGACCCAGCGACAACCAAACGGUCACCAAAGCCUUUCACAGAUCCUCAGUCCGCUGACUCCCGUGGAUUUCUUCCCCUGAUCUCCAGUGUGGAGGAACUGACUGUCGUGGUGAAGAAAGGGAUGGAUGAGCUGACCAAGGCAGUUAAGAACGAGGAAGAGGUGUCCGACUACACUUUGUUGGCUAGGGUCCUGGACAGGCUGUGUCUUGUCGUGUACCUCAUCAGCAUCGCGGCAGCCAUUCCGAUGACCAUGUAUUUGAGCAGGUAAAGAGUAUGAUGCCACUGCAAUGGUCACAACUAUAUAGAAUGGAUCUUGCUGUAUAAUUAUAAAAUGGAAUCUCAAGUUCGAACUGCCUACAUGUUUUACAACUUAGCAGUCCUGAUUUUGUAACAUAGAUUGAUGGUGAUAUUGUUACUCAAUUUGUCGUAGAAUUGAUAUUUUUCAGUUGUCUUGCAUGUUUGUUUCAAAGUUGUCUUGCAUUUUUUCGAUAUAAUCAAUCAUAAUGUUGUACCUUCUUGCAUUUAUCGCAUUGCAGUCCAAAUCAGGUUUAAGAAUAGAUGAAAGAAAAUAUACUAAAUGGCUAUACUCAUGUUGCAAUAUUAGUCAUAUCUGUAUGUUUAAGAAAAGAUAUCUUCACACCAGUGUUGGUUGAAAAAUUUUUUCAACAAUAGCGCAUUCAUGAAUCAGUCAAGAAUAAGUAAGAUGUGUUUAUUUAACAAACAAAAAACUACAAGCACCAAGUGUAACCAAUGGUAAAACCAAGAAUUGUUACAAAUGCAAAAAGGAAGGAGACAUGUAUAUAACAAUAGAGAACUUAUGGUGUUUGGUUAUACAGGAGUGAUACCUUAGAUUGGGAGAGAUAUUAUUCAAUGCAUUACAAGAUA
Messenger RNA from Branchiostoma floridae (Florida lancelet), 3392 nucleotides. RefSeq lists its product as uncharacterized. The coding region runs from base 1 to 2775 and encodes 924 amino acids. The record is from RefSeq and is a predicted model, not a curated record. Gene Ontology annotation, molecular function: protein binding; extracellular ligand-gated monoatomic ion channel activity. Gene Ontology annotation, biological process: monoatomic ion transport. The transcript has 14 exons. Gene Ontology annotation, cellular component: membrane. Lineage: Eukaryota; Metazoa; Chordata; Leptocardii; Amphioxiformes; Branchiostomatidae.